UAAAUUCUUGUGCAUUUCCUCAUUAGGUUUCGUCAGCUACCUGUUGCGGCAAUUUAAAACAUUGACUUGUUUCAAGGAGGAAGCUGAAUCCAUCCUCUCAUUAUGGGAUGACAUGUUUCUGAGAUUAAUGGCAGUUUCUGAAGUUUAUUUUUCUACUGUCUUCUUCCCUUUAUUAGUAAUCCAAUAUCUCACUUUCAACAUGUUCAAGCAGGUUUAACACUACGCAGUUGAUUAGCAUGAUUCUACCAACACAAUCUUCGUAGUGAGUAAAUUGAAGAAAGUCCACAACCAUGUUUAGCUGCCGGAUUGCAAGGCGCGUGGCUGUACUGGUUUUAAUCGUAUCAUAUUCUUCGUUGGAUGUUGCGGCAACAACCACAAAUGACAUGCCUACAAAUGGUACUAACACUUCUCCAUCAACAAUGGAGACAACUGUCGACACAACAGAGACAAUGUCUCCUAGCCCAACGUCUGGUGUGGAGUUUUCAUCCACAGACUCCUCGACAGCAUCUACCCAAAUCAUGGCAACAUCGAAUACCACUGACGCUGGGUCCUCUACGACAUAUAACACAAUGGAUGCCACUACCGCAGAUACCACCGCUACUACAGAUUCAGGGAGUUCUACGACAGAUGGUGCCAUGAAUGCGACAACUCCUACAUCAACCACUGACGCAGAGUUCACCGCAACAGAUAACGCAACGGAUAGCGUUACCACAGAUUCAGGAAGUUCUACAACAGAUGGUACCAUGAAUGCCACAUCUCCCACUAUGACCACAGUGGACAUGAAUGCUACCACGAUGGCGCCAUUAACAACUGAAUCUGAUACUGGUUCGCCAACUGCUACGAGUGAAUUGGUUUCAACAAUGAUGAAUUCAACAACACCGGUGGGUACGACCGAGAAUGCAACUACUACUGACCCAGAGUCCACAACGAUGUCAAAUACUACAGAAAAUGUGACGUCAUCGACCAUGGACUUUACAGCAGACAAUACCUCAUCAUCGACGAUAUCGUCAACAACUAUGUCCAAUAUGUCGGACAAUGCGACGACAUACAUGGCUUCGACGAUGUCAUUGCCCAAUACGACAAUCGACACUGAAACCACUUCGAUGAUGAUAUCGACAGAAGGGCCGACGAUUACAAAUGGCUUGGAAACAGUGUCAACGACUGAACCAAUAACGAAUUCAUCGGAACCGCCAGGAGAUCCUCUGAGUCUAGGUGCUAUCAUAGGUAUAUCGGUCGGCGGUGCCGUACUUCUUCUAAUACUGCUGAUUGCAAUUAUCUGCGUGUGCUGCAAAGGACCCGCCAAAGAUCAGACACCAACCUUUAAAGAAGUCCACAGCGAAACCAGCGCAUCGAUCCCUCUUGGCCACCUCAAUGACGGAGUGGACAGUCCCGGGAAUGGUGAUAUAGGCAUCGAUCGACCGGCCUCUAUCGAGUUCACGGACGAACUCAAUCAAGAAAAGGAGAAGAAGUCUCUGGAAAAGGAACGACCGAAGUCGGGGACAACAACAGAUGAUAGCGCCCCCAUCGACAAGAAUAAAGAUGAGAUUGGGAAGCAGGAACAUGCCAAAGAGGAACACAAAGACGAGUUGGGUACUGCUAAUGCCAAGAAGGAUCCUGAUCAGAAAGAUGAAACAAUAAAUGCCCUCUCAAGUGAACCGACACGACUGGAUCCAUCUGGGCCGGUAACAUCACACACACCACAAGGUGAUACGGCACCUACCUGUCGGUCCAGUGACAGCUCGCUUGAGCCUACACCAAGAUCUACAACCAAGUCUGUUCCAGAGAAAGACCUGACUCCGAACGACCAAGCCAAGAAGGCGGCGGACCACGUGGACGGAAACCAGGAACAGAUGGCAGAUCAAAAGGACUUACCUGUCCCAGCGAAAAGAAUAUCUCUAGAGUGCAAACAGACUGAACAAGCCGAUACCCAGGAUCCCAAACAAGGCGACGAUGCUAAGUCUAAGCCAAAGCCUAAGCCGAAGCCGAAGCCCGAACCCAUCACCGUCCCUGAUCGGAAUUCGACAUCUGAGAAGGGUGACGAGGGCGAUGUGGACAAGGAAGACGAACAAGGAACAUCCUCAAGCAAUGACGCUCCAGUACCGGCGUAUAGACCAGCUGUAUCACCGAGAAAGAAGAACGUGCUCCCUCCACAGAACUCGGCAGCAGGAUUGCUAGCUAACAUCUUAAAACCAAAGUCACCUUGAACAUGUUGAACUAGGUCAUGAUCUAUGAACUUCACCACUUCGUAUGGUUCUACAGUCACGGUUGUCCAACAGUACUUUGUUUGGGAGAUUAUAUGAUGGGCAGUACUGAUUAGAAAAUCAUUCUCUGUAUCGCUACAUGGAUAUUAUAACUACUCCACAACACGCACGACUGAUUGUACCAUUUUAACAAAUUAGAAAUCCGAAAUCAUUUUAAUUAUUUCGAUGGAGUGCCUUUGCUUCUAAUCAGUCCAGUCGGUCAUGUCAGUGGUUUCAUUCAAUUUUGGACUCACAAGAUAAAAUGAGAAGUGAGGAAAGCAGUUUAUAACUGAAUCAGACUACCCUCUAAGUUAUUUAUCAUUUUGUAUUGAAUAAAACAUGAAUAGAUAAAUAAGGCGCAAAUAUAGCCCCCCCCCCCCCCGAUAGCUUUUCAAGCAUGCAGUAUAGCAGUUUCCUCACGCGUUUCAUGGCUGGUCUAUCAUGUCUACAUGCAUAUGUGGGAAACCUUGUAUGUCUUGUUUUGAUUUUGGGGUUUAUUUUGCCAAUUUUCCCACAAAUUAUUGACUUGUAUACCCAACUAUUAAGUGUUCCUUUGACUUAUCUAUUAGUUCCAACGACUUAUAUAUUAUGUAACUCUUUCUCUGGACUUGAUGUCUCUCGAUGAAACGUAGGGAGAACAAGUUUCAAGUCGAGUGCACGAUAUAUAAGUCAUAGGAUGUAGUGAGGAAUUAGGAAAUGAAACAAUUAUAAGUCGAGGGAACGAGUUGGGAAAAAAGGAAAAACAUAUCAUGUCACCUUAGAAAUGUUAGAGGCUAACGACAGCCAGUACAAUGGGACAACUGCAGUUGGCAUGGUUGGAAAAGCUUCGUCAUUUUCUCAUAAAAAUAAAGUCGUCGUUCAAAGGGGAAAGUACCUUUCGUGGGAUCAUACUUCUUUGUAUUAAACAUGUUUGGUAUUUACCGUAUUCUUUCCAGAGUGGGUUUCAUCAUGAUGGAAGAAAAUUCAAGGAAGAUUCGCUGUUCAAAUCUACGAUGUCUGUUGACCUUAUGUCAUAUUGCCUAUUGUAUGAUUCGUUGAAUAACACAAGGUGAUCAGGUGGAGGGAAUAUCUUUUAUUCUGUUUGAAGAUUUUUGGUAAGCUAUCUGGGUCGCAUUUCUUCCAUGGUCCAUAUGCCUAAAUAACAUAUUAUU
Molecule: messenger RNA, 3391 nt
Organism: Lytechinus variegatus (green sea urchin)
Lineage: Eukaryota; Metazoa; Echinodermata; Echinoidea; Temnopleuroida; Toxopneustidae
Product: mucin-5AC-like
Exons: 9
Coding region: 291-2204 (637 amino acids)
Source: RefSeq, a predicted model, not a curated record